This is a messenger RNA of Angiostrongylus costaricensis, 1305 nucleotides long. Lineage: Eukaryota; Metazoa; Nematoda; Chromadorea; Rhabditida; Metastrongylidae. The record is from the annotation of a GenBank genome assembly.
AUGGUUCGAUCCUUGCCGUACUUCCACCUGAAACGGAAGAUUACUGGCACACCGUCAAGUCAAUCAUAUCAGAUGUUGUUGGCAGUGGGUACUCUACUACUGACAGUAUUCAGUCCUGUCACGCUGACUGUGAAGUGCUUAGACUGCGUCGGUAAGGACUGUAUGGGUUCGUUUUGUGAAGGAAAAGAUCACUGCAACGGUGGUCGCGCAUUACAACGGAUUGAAGUGGAAACGGUUGAACUCUUAACAUGCGUGUGUUCGGGAGCACAUUGUAAAGAUGACACAUGUAUUGGAGAAUUGUGUAGUUACGUAGUGAACCAUCGAACGAAGGAAGUCGAAAAGGGUUGUGUAAAUGCCUCAGUCCCAUUAGUCGAACGACGAUCGAUGGGAGCAUGUAUGAUUCCACCAAUCACCGGUGCUAUGCAUCACACAGUUGCAAAGGAUGCAGCAGAUUUGCUGAAAACUGAGUCUUGCGUUUGCGGCCAGGAUUACUGUAAUUCGGAAAAGCCUGAAAUAACAGUACCUGAGCGACAGAAAUGUCAGACUUUUGUUAACGCUAAAGUAAUGGGAACGCAGAUGAGAUCGAAAAAUAUUACAUGUACCGGAGAAUUCUGCUUCAAGGCCCGAAUACAAUCAAAACUGGGUCAUAUGUCGGAGUACAGCACGAUCGGUUGUGCUUCAUUCACUGGUGACGACGCGUUGGCAGAGGAACUGAAUCCAACCGGAUGUGCGAAAUUCUCCAACGAACAAGUAGAAGUGUCUGCUUGUUUCCAGACAAAAGACAAAGCUGCAAUAGGACGAGCGCGAGCCAAUCAGGAAGUACGGGACCCAAGGCGAAAGUUGGGUGCAAAGGCGAAAAGCAGGAAGCCUCCUCCAAAAAUGGAGAUUGAAUACGAAGAAGAAGGUGAAGAAGAAGAUGAAGACGAAGAGGCGGAAGAUGAAAGAAAAGAAGAGAGGACAGGGAAAGGAGAUAGAAAAGGGCAAGAGGGAAGGAAAGAGGAAGAAGAAAGGGAAGAAUUUGAAGAAAAACAAGCGCCCUCGGAGAAUGAUGAUGAAGAGAAGGAGUUAGGAAACAAAGAUGCAGAAGAAAAAAAUGUGGAAGAGGAUGAUAAAAAACCGCCCACGGAGAAGAAUUUCAUAUUCGAACGACCAACACAACCACCUAUUCCAGAUGACUCGAACACUACAAUGAUUGCGGUGUUUGUUCUAAUCAUAUUGUGCAUUGUCGUCUCAGGAGCUGUGUGGAAGUUCGAGCUUCACAAGAAAUUAUUCCGUUCCAGUUAUGACAGUGUCGCCGGUGGUUAG